Molecule: messenger RNA, 969 nt
Organism: Mytilinidion resinicola
Lineage: Eukaryota; Fungi; Ascomycota; Dothideomycetes; Mytilinidiales; Mytilinidiaceae
Exons: 2
Source: RefSeq, a predicted model, not a curated record
CCAACUCCUACCGCAACCCCUCUAAGGCCUCCCUUUAACCUGUUGCAGAACAUACUCGACAACUCAGAUUUGUCUCUAGCACUCGCCAUCAACCUCCCAAUCAAACAGUUCAUCGAUCUCUAUGCUAUCUCUAAGCAUUUCCAUUGGGAAGUCAAUUCCCAUUUGCAGGGGUACAUCAAGGCGUAUAUCGCUCACAACGCGCCGGAUACCGCGAAGAUUUUCAAAUGGUCGCAGUAUGCUAAGUCAACUAUCUACGAUCCAGCCGUGCGCCCAAUUGGCAUCCACCCCGCCGUACCUCUUGCUUUCCGAGACCGCAACCGCACAAUUCCUGCUCUACGAUGGCUCCAAAAGGUCAUGCACCGCGAGCAUGUCGCCAACAAAAUCGUCUCGUUACUAGCAUGCGAGGGGCUUCGCCUUCCGCACGGUACCACUACUAUCAUCAAAAAGAUUUGGUUCUUGCUGGAACAGCCAACGUGCGGCCAACGUGCGGCUACUCUAAAGGAUCGCAAAAGUUGGACAGACAGGGAUCUUUUACUUGCCACCAUACUCUUCCACAAGCUAGAUCUACGGUUCACUGAUCCUGAGCAUGGCAAAGGCGAGCCAGCACUCCGAACUUUCCUGCUGACACAGAAGUCCCUAGACCCGAUGCUGCGUGUGCUCGAGGGCUACUACAGCCGCAAAGACAAGUACACCGAAUUCGUAAAUCUCAUUCUGGAGGCCUUCUAUAACGAGGUGCGACAUGCUGGCAUGUUUGACGAAGAUGACGAAGAUGACGACAAUGAAGAUUCAGAGUUUGGCGCCUUGGGCCGCGAACACUGGUAUCGCCCCUGUCCGCCGCUUGCCUCGCCCGACACAAUGAUAUUGUACGAGGCGUUCGCCCAGGGACUGAAUCUGCAGAAGUUCAUCGUCGACAGCAUCCUCUGGGGUAACGCGGAUCCCAGGGAUGGGGGAGCGAUUCCACCCAUCCGA